Molecule: messenger RNA, 813 nt
Organism: Drechmeria coniospora
Lineage: Eukaryota; Fungi; Ascomycota; Sordariomycetes; Hypocreales; Ophiocordycipitaceae
Product: putative adenylate kinase
Exons: 4
Coding region: 1-813 (270 amino acids)
Biological process (GO): ADP biosynthetic process
Cellular component (GO): cytoplasm; mitochondrion
Molecular function (GO): AMP kinase activity; ATP binding
Source: RefSeq, a predicted model, not a curated record
AUGGGCUUCGUCGAGGACGAGCUCAAGCAGCUCAAGGAUGUCAUCUCGAACCUCGACUCGCGCAUCAGGCGCCUUGAGCAACGCACCACUGGCACUUCCCCCUCCACCGCGGACAUUCGCAUGAUCCUAAUCGGCCCCCCCGGUGCAGGCAAGGGAACCCAGGCUCCAAAGAUCAAGGAGCGCUUCUCCUGCUGCCAUUUGGCCACUGGCGACAUGUUGCGCUCCCAAGUUGCCAAAAAAACCCCCCUCGGCCGCGAGGCAAAGAAGAUCAUGGACCAGGGUGGUCUUGUCAGCGACGAUAUUGUCAUUGGAAUGAUCAAGGAGGAGCUCGACAACAACAAGGAGUGCCAGGGCGGCUUCAUUCUCGACGGUUUCCCUCGCACCGUUCCACAGGCCCAAGGUCUUGAUAUCAUGCUCCAGGAGCGCAAUCAGAAGCUCCAACACGCCGUCGAACUGCAGAUUGACGACUCGCUCCUCAUCGCUCGCAUCACCGGCCGUUUAAUUCACCCAGCCUCGGGUCGCUCAUACCACACCACCUUCAACCCCCCCAAGGAGCCAUGGAAAGAUGAUAUUACCGGCGAGCCCCUCAUCCAGCGGAGCGACGACAACGCCGACGCUCUCAAGAAGCGUCUUGGCACCUAUCACCAACAGACCGCCCCCGUUGUCAACUACUACCAAAACUCGGGCAUCUGGAAAGGCAUCGAUGCCAGUCAGCAGCCUGGCCAGGUUUGGAAGCAAAUGUUGAAUAUCCUCGAGAAUGCCAACUCGAGCCACACCUCGGGCGUCUUGAGUAGAAUUGCUGGCAAAGCCUAG